Molecule: messenger RNA, 1853 nt
Organism: Theileria parva strain Muguga
Lineage: Eukaryota; Apicomplexa; Aconoidasida; Piroplasmida; Theileriidae
Gene: bdf1
Product: Ankyrin repeats (3 copies) family protein
Exons: 2
Coding region: 194-1849 (551 amino acids)
Molecular function (GO): protein binding
Source: RefSeq, a predicted model, not a curated record
AAAACAGUAUAUAUAUUUAAAUCAUCACCUUUUGUUUAUAUAUAAAGUAUUAUCUUUAUAUAUAUGUUGUUGUAAAAAUGUAAAAUGUUGUAAUCUUUAAUUAGCAUUUUAAUAAUAUAUUUUAAGACUAUUUUAAUUUUUCACUCUAAAUUUUGUAAAUUAUCCUCUGUUCAUUAUAAAAUAUUUAAUAACGAUGGCAACGUAUCACGAGAACUAUAUUAACAAUCCACUUGUCAAAGCGCUCAUGACUGGCACUCUCUUAGAACUUAAAGAAGUUCUAAAUAAUAGAUAUCAACAGUAUAAAAACCACAAUAAAAUCGAUUCUUCUACAAACAACGAAGAUUCUGUACAAUCUAAUCUAAAAUCUGACGCAAAUGACCCAAAUUUUGAACCAAAAGAUGAUUUAAAAGAUUCCAAAGCUGGCCUAAAUGAUAAUUUGAAUGUGGUAGAGAAGACCAUUGAAGAGUUGGUGGAUGGGAACACAAGAAUAACACCUUUAUGCCAGUUAUCACAUAAAACAAACGAAGAAAGUUUGGAAAUAGCGAAGCUAUUGGUGGAGGAUUACCUGCUUUGUAAUCCGAAUCACGUGGAUUUGAUUGGCCAAACAUGUUUGUUUUACUCUGCCAGGGAUGGAAGGGGCGAACUUUGUUCAUAUUUCUGUAAAAAAGGCUGUGACCCUAAUCAUAAAGAUAGAUUAGGGCAAACUUGUGUUUUUUAUGCCGCUAGAGAUGGGCAUUCAGAAGUCAUAAAGGUACUAGUAGAGCACGGCGCAGAUGUAAAUGUCACUGACGCUAAUAGUCAAACCUGUUUAUUUUACGCGGCCAGAGACGGUAGAGUUGAAGCUGUCAAGGUUCUACUUGAGAAAAACAUUAAUCACGGCUGGAAGGAUUUGCAGAGAAGAACUGCACUUUCAUUUGCUAAAUCCAAAGGACAUAAUGAAAUCGUUAACCUUUUAAAGAAGUCAACACCUGAAAAACAAACUUCAACUCCCCAAAAACGGACAUUAGAAUCAGAGCAAUCGGGAACAUUUGAGGGUGACCCGUUUAGUGGAGUACCGAUGGUGACUGGUGACGUGUUUAGUAAUAAGCCUAAGAGAUAUAGGUUACAGUACAGACCAUUUGCAGAAGACGAUAAGUUAUGGCUUGAUGCUCCUUUAAUAAAGGUCCAGGAGUUUGAGUUAAGGUUUCCCGACCUUGCGAAGUGGGAUAAGGAGGCGGCCUUCCCACCAAGUAACACACUUAGAAAUCCAUUACUAAAGCAAUGGUAUUCCCUGGCGCAGAAUUUGCUAAGUACACUUUUUAAACAGGACGGAGGGUACGUGUUCGAGAAACCAGUUGAUGCAAAGAAACAAAACUGUCCAGACUACUAUGACAUCAUUAAGAAGCCAAUGUCAUUCAGCUGCAUUAGAGGAAAACUGAGAAAGAACACCUACACUGACCCUCAACAGUUUAUAGAUGACGUUCUGCUCAUCUUUGACAAUUGCUCAAAGUACAAUAAGCCUGAAACUUGGAUAGCGACCGUUGGUAACAGGCUCAGGGAUUUCUUCAAAAACCAACUCUUGACAUUGGGAUUCAACGAGUUUUGUAAGAAGGAACAACUUGUAAAACAACUCCUAGAACAGUCCUCUCAAUACUUAAAAAGUCAAAAUAAGACCGCUGAUUCUACCAACGUAGAUGCUACUAAUGGUGUUAAUGGUACCAACCCUACUGCUGGUGUUAAUGUGAGUAAUGGAGUUCAAGAAAAACUGAAAGAUUUAUCAAAUGCAAACAUAUCAGAGCCUUUAAAAACAAGUGAAGAGCAGAAACCGCUCGAUGUUAAGGCUGAAAAUGUCCAGGAAAUUGAAUUUUAAUAAG